AUGGCUGAGGCAAGGAGGGAUGAAGAUCGGACCGAGGAAGACAAUAAAAAAGGAGGUAGGAAUGUGAUUCUGCUGGAAGAGGCAGACAUAUCAGAAGGUAUUAACGCUUGCUCCAAUAGUGUCUAUGGCAGACUCUUUGCUUCCAAAACCUUCUCAGUUGGAACAAUGGGGAAUGCUUUAAAGGCUAUAUGGGGAAAUCCAGAGGGGUUUAGCGUGAGUGACAAAGGGGACAAUUACUUCCAAUUCUUUUUUAAUAAAGAGGUGGAUGUCUUGCGCGUUGAACGUGGUUCUCCAUGGCUAUUCAAGGAUUACGUGCUCCAUGUCAAGAGAUGGAAGGAAGAUCAGAACGAAUCAUUUAAAACCCUCGAAGUUGGACGUAAAUUGGGAGAGAGGCUGAGCACAGUGUUGGAAGUAGGUAAAUUUCAUAUGAGAGACAGAGAAACUAGGAUUGUAAAGGCCAAGAUCAAUAUUGAAACUACCAAGAAAGUGAGGGAUCAGUUAAUUAUUGCAGGACCUAAUAAAAAGGAGGUAGAGGUAGCAUUGCGCUAUGAGAGACUUGGAAAGUUCUGUACCUACUGUGCAAAAUUGGGGCACGAGAUGAAAAACUGCCAUGAUCUGCUGAAGGAUACAGAGAGUGAUAGGGUAAAAGAGGAUGACAUUGACGAAUGGGUUAAAGCCAGUCAAGUGGGAAUACGAAUUAACUCUGAAAGAGAAAGAACAUUCAACAACUCAGCCCAGAAUCAGAAUAAGGCUACUCAACGUAAGAAAAAUCCGGUCUUAAACUGCUUAUUGGAGGAAUUUGCAGGGAUGUCAAUGCAAGAGGAGGAACAAAAUUUGAAACCGUAA
Molecule: messenger RNA, 846 nt
Organism: Arachis ipaensis
Lineage: Eukaryota; Viridiplantae; Streptophyta; Magnoliopsida; Fabales; Fabaceae
Source: RefSeq, a predicted model, not a curated record